AGGAGGCGUCAUUACGUUUGAGCUAAGCGCGCUGCUUCACUCACUGUUUUCACGAGCUCAAAACUAAACCAAAAACAAUCCAUAAAAACAUAAUUAUGGAGUUUAAUUGAACAACGUCGUAUGAAUAAGACCUCUUGAUUGUCUCAGCGUUAUCUGGGAUCAACAAUGCCCAUUCGAGCAUACUGCACCAUCUGCUCAGAUUUCUUUGAUAAUUCCAAAGAUGUGUCUGCAAUUCAUUGUGGUCACACUUUUCAUUAUGCCUGUCUUCUCCAGUGGUUUCAGUCGGCCCCAAGCAAAACGUGUCCACAAUGCAGGAAACAGGUCAGUACGCGGCACAUCAUCAACAAACUGUUCUUCGACAUAGCACCAGAGGACGAUGGGACGCCAGUGGAUCCUGAAAGUUUACAGAAUGAGCUUGAUCGCAUGAAAGCGGUGUUGUCUGGAAAAGAGAAAGAAUGGAGGGACAAGCAGAAGUCAGUGGACACACUGAAAGACACAAUUGAGAAGCAGAAGAAGGACCUGGACAGACUCCGCAAGGAAGUCGGAGACAAAGAGAUGUUGUGUUCUGUCCUCCGGAAACAGAUGAAUUUCUUGGAGAGUCAGAAAAAUGAAGGGCAGGCAGCCAAAGAGGAAGCCAAGCGACUCCGAGUCAAAAUGAAAACCUAUGAGAGUUUAGACAUGGUCCUACAGGGUCAAAGGUCAGAGGUAGAGGCCAUGAUCACUGAUAUGGGCGUUGGUCAGUCUGCUGUUGAACAGCUGUCCAUAUACUGCAUCUCACUUAAAAAGGAGUACGACAAUCUGAAAGGAAGCCUCAAGUCAUCAAAUGAGAUGUGUGAGAAGCUUAAAAGGGAACUGAUCUCUUCUAACAGCAAGUUGCAAAAAGCUACAACAGAGACAAACAGGACAAAGGAGGACAUGAAGGCACUUCAGAACGACCUGUCCAACGCAGACAAAGAGAUCACUAGCUUGAAGAAGAAGGUGGAAGUUCUUCAGCGGACGUUAAGUACUCCAACUCGCACUAAUGAAGCCAUCAGCAGACUGGUCUUCGAAAGCCCAGCUCCUCUGGAGCUGAAGCCUCCUGGUCAUGGUCCAAUGACAGACUCUCAGGAAAUUGACCUCAACCUGACCUUCGACAUUAACACACCUGAACAGGUUGAGAAGAAGCCCGUUCAGGUUCCAUCUAAGAAGAUGCGUCUGGACCCUUCAGCGUCCUCAUUCAAAAACACCGAAAAUGCACUCGGACAUAGUAACGCUCGUGUCAAAGAUGAUGUCAUGAUGGGGCCCAUGUUAAGGAACUCGCUGCUCUUCAGAAAGAACGCAUUUGGGAGCAUGCUCGACCCCAGCAAAUUUGGCACUGUAAGAUCCGGCUACGAUGGACUUGGAGGAAGAGCUAAAUUUAUCCAACCUUCUCCUUUAUCUGAGAUUCGACCCCUCGCCAUGAAGUCCAAGAGGAAGAAGGUCUCCAGGCCUGUUACAAGCAAGCCCACCUCCAGCCUGACCACUCUGGAUGGUUUCUUGGAAUAAAACCUCUCCCUUUUGAGGCCUGCAAGAGACAUUUUUCCCAUGAUGCCUGCCAAAAAUGCAAUAAGGGAAGCAGCUAUUUACAGCAACCUUAAUAAGGGAAGUGGUCCUAGUGGUCUAUUUCUAAGAGCAUUUUCUUGUGCAAGUCUGGCCAGUUUCAGGGGCAUCUGCGUCCACAUGGAGCUGGUGAUAAAUGGAGAACACUUCAUGCCACUAGCUUUUGGAAAUUUUCAUUAGAGACUGAAAAUGAAGUUUAGUGCUAGACGUGUUUGUGGAAAUCUCAGUGGCCACUCUGAGCUGAUCUGAAUGUAAAUCUGUGUGUUUUUAGGCGCUUCCUUGUAUAGACGGAAUCGUGCCACUGUGUAGUGGGUGCAUUAUAUUACACUGAAAUGAACUUUUCUCUUGAGUUUAUUUAUUUGACUUUGCUCACCAGCAUGUUUGAACAGGCAUGCAUUUCUGGCAUUUGAGGCAUCAAUAGGUCAGAAUUAGUCAUUUAUUUAUUUGUCUGAUUUGUCUUUUCCUUUCUGAAUGAAUUUUGAUAGAAAUGUG
Messenger RNA from Carassius auratus (goldfish), 2070 nucleotides. It is a transcript of the gene traip, whose product is annotated as TRAF-interacting protein. Gene Ontology annotation, molecular function: ubiquitin protein ligase activity. The record is from RefSeq and is a predicted model, not a curated record. Bases 166 to 1524 code for a protein of 452 amino acids. The transcript is spliced from 16 exons. Gene Ontology annotation, biological process: protein ubiquitination; replication fork processing. Gene Ontology annotation, cellular component: nucleus; site of DNA damage. NCBI's taxonomy places the organism in Eukaryota, Metazoa, Chordata, Actinopteri, Cypriniformes, Cyprinidae.